AUAAUCUAUACGAUUCUUAUAUUAUCUGAGAUUUAUAUAUUUUGUGACCAGAUGGUUGGCACCUCUUUUGUGCUUCCACUGUGUCUUUGGGAUAGACACAAAACCUUUAACAGCCGCAACUUUGAAAUUUGCGCGAGCAGACACGGGCGCGAACGACCGACAGAGCCGGCUGUACCACAGGGCGAACGUAGCAGCCGCUAUAGGCGCUAAGUCUUAGGGAGCGCCACAGUGGUAAAAAGAAUUAAAAGUUUUAUCGACAUUUUUCGACAAUGAAAACCCACAACGUGACGAUCGCAGUUGAACCGUUUUAUUUCGAAAGAACCUUUUUUACUCCUGAUUUUGUCAGAUAUUUUUUUGGAAAUUAUUGGCAUUAUUCCAUCUACAUCUCCAUCAUCUACUUGAUGACCAUCAAGAUUCUUCAGCAUCACAUGAGAAAUCGACCUCCUUAUAACUUCAAACGUGCCUUUACGAUUUGGAAUGGACUUUUGGCUAUUUAUAGCAUUUGUAAUAUUAUAAGAGGAAUUCCAGUUCUGUACGAGGCAUUUAAGCGACUAUCAUUUUAUGAAAUUAUAUGCGAUAAAAAUUUGACAGAAAAUACACCAGCGAUCUUAUUCUGGACAGUUAUAUUUGUAUUUUCUAAGGUUUGGGAAUUGGGAGAUACAAUUUUAAUAAUAUUAAAUAAACGAAAUUUGAUGUUUCUUCAUUACUACCAUCACGUAACGAUUGUUAUCUUAUCGUGGUAUGCUUUAUUCAAAGAGUCCAGCUAUUUAAUUACUAUCGUCUACAUCAAUAGUUUUGUACAUUCGCUAAUGUACAGCUAUUUUACUCUAAAAUGCAUGGAAAUAAAGAUAUUUCCAAUUGUUGCCAUGUUGAUCACCGUUAUCCAAAUUACACAAAUGGUAUUUGGAUUUCUGCUUACUAGUUGGAUGUAUUGGCUUCUCUUAAAUGGACAUCCAUGCGAUACUCCAUUUGACAUGUUAAAAUUUUGCUUUUUUUUAUCUAUGUCAUACAUAUAUUUGUUUACAGAUUUGUUUCGUCGUAAGUCUUAUAUUCAAAAACUUAGGACAAAUAAAAAAGAGAAUUAAGUAAAAUAUAGCAUUAUUAUAAGUAACAGGCAAGCUAUUAACGUAACAAAAUCUUAAUAAAUGUUUAUAAAUGACCGAAUGUCUCACUAACAACUUUUAUUGUAUUACCCAUGAAAAGAAUAAAGUUUAAUUGAAAAUUU
Centruroides sculpturatus (bark scorpion) is the source of this 1225-nucleotide messenger RNA. RefSeq names its product elongation of very long chain fatty acids protein 6-like. NCBI's taxonomy places the organism in Eukaryota, Metazoa, Arthropoda, Arachnida, Scorpiones, Buthidae. The transcript is spliced from 2 exons. Gene Ontology annotation, molecular function: fatty acid elongase activity. Gene Ontology annotation, biological process: fatty acid elongation, saturated fatty acid; fatty acid elongation, monounsaturated fatty acid; very long-chain fatty acid biosynthetic process. The coding region runs from base 270 to 1085 and encodes 271 amino acids. The record is from RefSeq and is a predicted model, not a curated record. Gene Ontology annotation, cellular component: endoplasmic reticulum membrane.